AUGACAAGUGAAGGAAGUAUACAACUUAAAGAUGAUCAGUGGGAUGUUAUAAAUUACAAAGAUGGGAAGAUCGUUAAAUUAUCACAAGUAGAAUUAAACAAUGCUGUGAAUAUAUAUAAUUGUGAGAAUACAACUUUUGUAAUAGAAAAUAAUAAAUUUAAAUCUUUACAAAUAGAGAAAUGUGUAAAAUGUAAUGUUGUAUUAAAUAAUUUAAUAUCUUCUAUUGAAAUAAUAAAUUCUAAAAAAGUUAAAAUACAAGUACUCGGAAAAAGCUCAUCUAUAUCUAUAGAUAAAUGUACAGGUGUAGAAUUUUAUUUAUCUAAAGAAAAUGUAGAAUGUGAAUUUACAACUGCUUUAUCAUCUGAAAUGAAUAUUCAUAUUCAAGGACAGGAUGAAGAAUGGACGGAAGUAACUAUACCUGAACAAUUCCAGCAUCACCUAGAAAAUGGAAAGUUAACUACAAGAGUUUCUGAUUUGUAUAAAUUUUAA
This is a messenger RNA of Plasmodium reichenowi, 489 nucleotides long. Its product is annotated as cyclase-associated protein, putative. Gene Ontology annotation, cellular component: cytoplasm. Lineage: Eukaryota; Apicomplexa; Aconoidasida; Haemosporida; Plasmodiidae. The transcript is spliced from 2 exons. Gene Ontology annotation, biological process: cytoskeleton organization; regulation of adenylate cyclase activity. The record is from RefSeq and is a predicted model, not a curated record. Bases 1 to 489 code for a protein of 162 amino acids. Gene Ontology annotation, molecular function: actin binding; adenylate cyclase binding.